AAUAUUACAGACGGUGCGUUCAAUUGCCCAAACAAAGAUGGCCAGUACGAGGAUCCGAAACAGUGCGACAAAUUCUACCAGUGUGUCGACAGUCGCUCAACAGAGAAACUUUGUCCAGACGGUCUAGUUUUCGAUCCUCUGAAUCGCAAGAUCAAUAAAUGCGAUCACGUAUUUAAUGUGGACUGUGGAGAUCGUCUUGAACUGCAACCACCGCAACCGACAAAGAAAUGUCCGCGAAGGAAUGGUUUCUUUGCUCAUCCGGAUCCAUCUGUCUGCAACAUAUUUUACAACUGUAUCGACGGCGAGGCCAUUGAAAUCACUUGCACCACUGGUCUGCAUUUCGACGAGUACAGUGGAACUUGCGUGUGGCCUGACAGCGCUGGUCGCGAAGGUUGCGGAGUUGUAGAUAAGAAGCUGAAAGAUGGCUUCGAGUGUCCAAAGGAAACUCAAGUCGACACCAGAGGAAUGGUUGUCGAUCACCCGAAGUUCGCUCAUCCGGACGACUGUCAAAAAUUUUACGUCUGCCUAAAUGGCGUAACGCCCCGCGAACAAGGCUGUAGUGACGGCACUGUCUACAACGAGGAGCAACAGAGAUGCGACGCGCCCGAAAAUGUUGCCGGAUGUGAGGAUUGGUACAAGGACGAUGACAAGAAGCCAUGA
Molecule: messenger RNA, 660 nt
Organism: Dufourea novaeangliae
Lineage: Eukaryota; Metazoa; Arthropoda; Insecta; Hymenoptera; Halictidae
Product: probable chitinase 3
Exons: 4
Cellular component (GO): extracellular region
Molecular function (GO): chitin binding
Source: RefSeq, a predicted model, not a curated record